GGGCAUGAUUCAGAUCUCGUUGGGUGCCUGCUUUGCGGAUUAUGCAUCGUGUUAGAAUAGAGUAUGACAGCAAUUGGCGGUAAGCAGUUCUGGCCCCCGGGGAAAGGCGAUUGAUGGCAGUUUAUCCUCCAAAGCGGGCGACAACUGCGGCUGGUAUUAUGCCUCAGGAGCUAAAGAGAGCUGCUCGAUGUAGCAGCCUGGUGGGUACGCAUCUCGGAAGCCCGCUAUGCCAGUACACGGCGUCCAUUCCAAAGAGCCAGCGAGGAAGAAAGAGCCAAGACAUCCCGCUCAUGGAACGAAGCUUAAUAUAACAGCGCCAAACUUGUAAGAGGCUGCGUUAUCCUGGGCCACUGAUUGGCCGAAAGAGAAGGCUCCGCCCGUUAAGCUGGUAUCAACGAGCUAAUGGUGAUACAUGGUAACAACCGACUUUAGCCCCCCCAAAUAGCGGGUGUAAAAUCUGGUAUGUAAUGGAAUGACUUUCUGGAUGGCAAUACGGCCCAGCCGGUACUUGAUAAGCCUUGUGACUGUUUAUACGUAGUAAAAAGAGCAACAAAGAAAAAUGGAAAGAAAAACCGAAUAAUCAGUUUCCAAGACAAAUUGGCUGCAGUAAAAGUAACUUUUUGGUUGGCCGGCUGAGACGCAGAGAGCUUUUUUAUAGAACCAGCUUCCCCUCUUGCUUAUUGCAGUCAAACCGCAGUCCACCAAACACAACGUGUCUCAACUAGCUGCUACCU
This is a messenger RNA of Trichoderma atroviride IMI 206040, 734 nucleotides long. Lineage: Eukaryota; Fungi; Ascomycota; Sordariomycetes; Hypocreales; Hypocreaceae. The record is from RefSeq and is a predicted model, not a curated record.